AUGAGUGGAGCCGGCCGACUCGCAUCCCGCACAACAGUCUACAGCCCGCCAUAUGCCAUCAAUGGCCCAUUGAACCCCAUCAAGGCCGAUGCCUCGUCGGGGCCUGUGACGCUGUCGGCUGCCCACAGCAGGUACCUGCGCCCGGUCACGACGACCUGCUCGAGGUCGUUGGUUGCAUCGACUACCUGGGAGAGCAAGUCGCCGUCUGACCGCAGGCCGCGGAAGCAUGAAAAGAAGAUGGCCACGCUCAGGAACUCCUCAAAAUGGGCGACGGACCGGUACGACCGGUCACGCAUGGUCUCGUAG
Molecule: messenger RNA, 306 nt
Organism: Sporothrix brasiliensis 5110
Lineage: Eukaryota; Fungi; Ascomycota; Sordariomycetes; Ophiostomatales; Ophiostomataceae
Exons: 1
Coding region: 1-306 (101 amino acids)
Source: RefSeq, a predicted model, not a curated record